Pseudocercospora fijiensis CIRAD86 is the source of this 1550-nucleotide messenger RNA. RefSeq lists its product as uncharacterized. The transcript has a single exon. The record is from RefSeq and is a predicted model, not a curated record. The coding region runs from base 84 to 1457 and encodes 457 amino acids. NCBI's taxonomy places the organism in Eukaryota, Fungi, Ascomycota, Dothideomycetes, Mycosphaerellales, Mycosphaerellaceae.
UCGGAACAAUAAUGCCAUUGACAUCGGCCGCCUCAAGCUCCGCUCUAUACGACCAUUGAUGCGAAUUCGAAUGCGAAUGCUUGAUGAUCCGAGUGCGACGCGACUGUCUGCGCGCCGCUCGUCAGCAAUGGAGUGCUCAAGUGCAGGUGCUACAUCAAAGCCGAUCAUUCGGCCGUCCGCAGGGGGACGCGUCCCAGGCAGCCGAAAGCCAAGGUGACAGAGACAGAACACAGCCAGCGCGAGCACGCUUCUCACCAUUGCCACGUGAAGCUGCCCCAAAAGCCUCAUCAGAAGAGCCAGCGAAAGAGUCAACCCCCCAACAAGAUGCCAAGAAGCCCUCUCUCAUCGAACAGCUCUUUCCCGAGGAAUCAAAGAAGUACGAAGAGAAGGUUUCACGAGAAAUACCACGCCUGCCGCUUGACAUCGGUGAAUCUCCACAAAUCGCUCCUGCAGCCACUCCUUUCUCCCGCGAAGACGGCAAGAACACAUUACCGAAAAGGGACCCGGACGCCGUGAAAGCGGCAUCACGACCAAACACAUCUGUCCUGGAGCUGCGCAAUGCCAGCAAGAAUCUCACAGAGGAGGACUUCCGUCGCCUGAUUCCGCAGGGCAAGCAUAUCGAAGGCUGGACGCUGAAGGAGGGCGACAUCCAGAAGGUGAUACCUUGCCGGGAUCUAGAGACACUCGCCCAUAGGUGUAUAUACUACAUCCUGUUCUCGUCUGUGCUAAGUGCGUUUACCUACAAAGCGCAUGUCCAGCGCAUCCAUCGAUUCGCAGCGCUGUUCACUCCCAGCAACACCGCUAGCCCCAUACCAGCCCCGCCGGGAUGGAUGGUUGAAGGCAUUGACGUGCAAUCAGCCAUUCAGGCCUUUGCGCUAGUGCCUCCGAACCAGAAGCUCGAGCUGCGCCAGCUGCAGCCACCUUUGACGCCCAUGAUUUCUUCCAUUUUCAAUAAUGAAGGUUAUCGGCCACUGGUUAAGCGUGAAGACAGAAUGCCAUACGAGGCUCGUCUGACCAUGGAGGGGCCUCAGCUGCAGCCGAGUGUAAUCAGACACAUCAUGAUGGAUGAUGGCAAGAAACGAGGUCUGAGUUGGUCUGGGGGUGACAAUUUCGACCUAAAGAUUACGAGGUGGGAAUUGGACAUGGAUAGCGUUCCUUCGGAGUACGACAGAAGCGAGCGGGCAGCGCGUUGGGUGGAGCGACAGGAGCUGGGUGAAGACAUACCAGACCCGGCGGCUUCUUCGCCGACUUUUGAAGCAGAACCAAAAGCCAAAGAACCGCCGAGACGUACACCUGGGAAUGUCUUUAUCAUUGGCUUCCAUACGGAAAAUGCUGCUCAAAGCUUCAUUGCCCACUGGCACAGACGACCACUACGCCGGCCUGGUGCCUCGGAGGCUGAUGCGAUGGAAGAGGAUGGAGACCUUCCACCCAUAGCGAAUUUGGAAAUACUUUGGUAGAUGCAUGAUCGAAGGAUCACAAUAGAAACCUUUGUGCUCCGCCUAUCGACAUGGGAGAUGACACCUCCCUGUCAAAGGUCGGCUUCGUGGAUC